AGUUGCAUCGAUAAUGAAAUUUCUUUAUCUGCAAUGUUGUAAAGAUAAACGAUAUGGUUACGGGUGACUAUGAGUUCGAGUGUAUCAGUCAUUCUACAUGAUCCCGUUGGCAACGUCUCGGAGCAGCUGACCGGAAGCGGACGUGACAAUGGGAGUAACCCGCGGUCUGCUUUACGCGGCCGUUCUGGUCGUUUUCCUGGGGCUGUAUGCCCGCCCGCGGUUUCCGGAACCCGCGAAUAACGUCUGGCUUAAAACUAUAGUGGGACUGCACAUACAACUUAUUCAUUAUGUGAGCGUGGGUGGCGGACUAGUGGGUUUGUCUCCCAUCAACAUCACCCGGACCAUGACGGACGUCAGCCUGCUUCUAAAUCGGCCUGCCUGGGAUGUACAGGAGGAGCGUACGACCAUGGAUGGUGUGGAGGUGAUCAUUUUCCGGUCGGUGGAUGCCGGGGAAGGACGGCACCCGGGUAUCAUCCACAUACACGGAGGCGGCUGGGCGCUCCUUUCGCCUGACCACUACGGGCCGGUGUGUAGAGAACUAGCAAGGGAGACUAAAGCUGUCGUUAUCUCAAUCAAUUACCGGCUAGCCCCGGAGCACCUGUUUCCGGUUCCGCUUGAGGACUGUCUAAAGGUGACCAAGUACUUCCUCCGUAACGCCGAACAGUACGAUGUCGAUCCAGGCAGGGUCGGGCUGAAAGGAGACAGUGCGGGUGGUAACCUGGCUAUGGCUGUGGCCCUGAACCUCUCCAGGGACGGACAGCUGCCGAGCUUGCGUGCCCUGUCCCUAGACUAUCCGGCCAUCCAAAUGUUCACGUUCGACCUGCCCUCCUACCACAAGUACGAGGUGGGACCAGGGUUUCUCACCAAGACAAUCAUGAUUAACUACUGGCUCACAUACAUAUAUGGUCACCGGAAGUACUUUAAUAUCGUGUAUAAUAGGGACCACAUCGAUGAGCAAACUGUUGCAAAGCAUAGAGACAAUUUCGCUACAGAUUUACUCCCACCUUUUAUCAGGGACGAAAACGUUACCUCGUCGUUUAAAAUGCGUGACGAUUACAAACAAGACAAGGAACAAAUUCAAAGAGAGAUAACCGCGAAAAUUUUAAAUCCGAUGCUGGCGCCGCUAAUGUCAUCGGACGAGGACCUAGCGACACUUCCGCCGACGCACGUUCUGACAACGGAGUUUGAUGCACUUCGGGACGAGGGCUUCCUAUUGGUGGAACGCAUGCGCAGAGCAGGUGUGUCGGUCAGCCACUCGUAUCUACCGGCCGAGGAGCAUGGCUUCCUUAACUUCGUGGACAUCGACGUGAACGCAGAGAGGGAGAUGGAGAAGACCGCGCAGUUCUUUAUCAAAUGCUUUGAAACCCAGACGUGAAAAACUAGAUUUUAAUGUGUUUUAAUUUUAUUCAUUUUAAAUGCGAUAUUCAUUUUACCUUUUCAGUUUUACCGUGUAAUUACGGUUUAUCGUAUUCGCUAAACUCCUGGGCUAUAUAUAUAUAUAUAUAUAGACAAGCUAGGUGUAAAGCUUGCAAUUAACGGUUGUUUUUUUAUUGUUAGAGUUAUGUUGAAGAAGUCAUAUGCAUGUUUUUUAUAUGAAGUCAAGAUUUUAAAAUAAAACAACGAAAUUAGGA
Mya arenaria is the source of this 1631-nucleotide messenger RNA. Its product is annotated as arylacetamide deacetylase-like. Gene Ontology annotation, molecular function: triacylglycerol lipase activity; sterol ester esterase activity. The transcript is spliced from 6 exons. Gene Ontology annotation, biological process: triglyceride catabolic process. The coding region runs from base 149 to 1375 and encodes 408 amino acids. Lineage: Eukaryota; Metazoa; Mollusca; Bivalvia; Myida; Myidae. Gene Ontology annotation, cellular component: cytosol. The record is from RefSeq and is a predicted model, not a curated record.